This is a messenger RNA of Ricinus communis (castor bean), 565 nucleotides long. RefSeq names its product protein RESPONSE TO LOW SULFUR 2. The record is from RefSeq and is a predicted model, not a curated record. Bases 79 to 363 code for a protein of 94 amino acids. NCBI's taxonomy places the organism in Eukaryota, Viridiplantae, Streptophyta, Magnoliopsida, Malpighiales, Euphorbiaceae. Gene Ontology annotation, biological process: cellular oxidant detoxification. The transcript has a single exon.
GAUAAGAGCUGCUAACACACAUUGUGAAGCAGUCCAUUAUACAGUAGAAAAAGAAAGUAAAUAGUCAUACUAGCAGCAAUGGAAGGCGACAGGAAGCAGAAGAAGCAAGAGGAGGAGCAGCUAAAGAUGAGAAACGAGGAACUAGAGAAAGCGCUUAAAGAAAGCAAAGAAAGAGAAGGAGAAAUGAGAGAAGAGUUGCAAAGAGCAUGGCACAGAUUGAGAAUUGCGGAGGAGGCUGAAGAGAGGCUGUGCUCUCAGCUUGGCGAACUGGAGGCUGAGGCUGUCAAUCAGGCGCGUGCUUACAACGCUCGCAUACUCUUUCUCAUGGAUCAACUUUCUCAUCUCUCUCCCGCUGCCCCUUGAUCAAAAUUAGUCACUGUACUUCUAUUUCCUGUAUCCAACCCAAUUUUUGUCUAGUAUACGGAAGAUAAUAUUGAGGCACAUUCCGUGCAUGCCUAAUUUUAGCUAAUUUUCUUGUAUCCUUAGUGCCGUUCAAAUUUUCCUUUUCGUUACCAUGGAUAGCUCUAGCGUUCAAUUUAAUCCAAAUCUAAAAUUGGGAAUGGCA